AUGUUCGGUCUCACCUUCACCAACUACUUCCUCGAGAUCUCCAUAGUGGGAGUCGGCUGGGCCGGCAUGGUUACAGGACAAUCGCUCGUGCUCUGGUCGCGCCUGCACCUCGUGCUGCACCACAAGAAAAUCCUACGGGGUUUGCUCUACCUGAUUAUCUUCGACGGGGUGCUGCUGCAUUGCGCGAGUGAGGGGCUGGAACUGGCGGUUAAUGCGAUGCCGGACUCUGAGCCGGUGAAUGUUGCAUUUGGAAUUAUGGAGCGCGUGCAGUUGGUGUGGUUCUGUGCGCAGGAGUUGUUGCUCUCCGGUUUGUACAUCAGGGAGACGGCGAGGAUGUUGCGCAUGGAUAGUGGGGAGUUGUCCAGGAGUGUGUUGGUGCAGUUGUUGUUGGUUAAUGUGGUGAUUAUUGUGUUGGAUUUGUCGGUCGUGGGGAUUCAGUAUGCUGGGUUUUUCACCUUUCAGGUUACGUUCAAGGCGUUGGUAUAUAGUAUCAAGUUGAAGUUGGAAUACGUGAUCUUGGGGAGGUGGAUACGCCGAGAUUUAGGUUCUGAUUUUGGAUUUUUGGUGAAGCGCGAUGGCACUCAGCUGGCUCUGAUCUUACAACACGAUUUACACCAUGUUUGGGUAUGCCUCAAUUCGUACUCCCCUCGCAAUCUUGUUCAUAUGUUCACAUUGGCCACUAUUCUGCUCACUUCGAUUGUUGCGUUUACACUGCCUUCCUUGGAUCUAACAACCAUACUAGUUCCAGCCAUCACGUUUAAGGUCUAUGUGGAAGGGAUGUGA
This is a messenger RNA of Aspergillus niger, 783 nucleotides long. RefSeq lists its product as uncharacterized. Lineage: Eukaryota; Fungi; Ascomycota; Eurotiomycetes; Eurotiales; Aspergillaceae. The record is from RefSeq and is a predicted model, not a curated record. The transcript has 3 exons. Bases 1 to 783 code for a protein of 260 amino acids.